This is a messenger RNA of Lathyrus oleraceus (garden pea), 1614 nucleotides long. RefSeq lists its product as uncharacterized. The transcript has 2 exons. Bases 1 to 1614 code for a protein of 537 amino acids. The record is from RefSeq and is a predicted model, not a curated record. Gene Ontology annotation, molecular function: RNA-DNA hybrid ribonuclease activity; nucleic acid binding. NCBI's taxonomy places the organism in Eukaryota, Viridiplantae, Streptophyta, Magnoliopsida, Fabales, Fabaceae.
AUGGCAAAAAUCAAUUGUAAAUCUGGAUUUCCAAUCAACCAAGCUGAAAACGACAGUGAGGAAGAUUGUGAAUUACCAGCUGAACUAGCACGGCUCCUUGAGCACGAAGAAAAAGAGAUUUAUCCACAUAAAGAACCAGUGGAUGUCAUUAAUUUGGGUUCUGAAACUGAUAGAAAAGAAGUAAAAAUUAGGGCAUCUCUUGCCAAGCAUGUACACUCCGAGUUGGUAGUGUUAUUGCAUGAGUAUGUUGCCGUCUUCGCUUGGUCGUAUCAAGAUAUGCCAGGGUUAGACACCAACAUCGUUGAACAUCACUUGCCACUCAAGACUGAAUGUCCUCCCAUCAAGCAAAAAAUCAGAAGGACUAGACCCGACAUGGCACUCAAGAUCAAGGAAGAGGUUAAAAACCAGUUUGACGCUGGCUUCUUGGCCAUUUCCGAGUAUCCACAGUGGGUUGCUAACAUCGUUCCAGUUCCGAAGAAGAAAGCGAUAAAGGGGAGUGUUCUGUCUGACUACCUUGCUCACCUACCUAUUGAAGGUUAUCAACCGUUGAGAUUUGACUUUCCAAACAAAGACAUUAUGUUUAUCAGAGACUUCCCUAUGCCAGGCUUCGAGGCAGGCCCUGAGGAAGGCCCUGAACCAGGAUCGCGAUGGACGCUUGUAUUUGAUGAUGCUUCCAAUGCUCGAGGCCAUGGCAUAGGUGUUGUUAUCACUUCUCCGACCGAUUUCCACCUCCCAUUUACCGCUAGGUUAUGUUUUGACUGCACCAAUAAUAUGGCAGAAUAUGAAGCAUGUAUCUACGGUUUAGAGGAGGCCAUCGACUUAAGGAUCAAGAUUCUUGAGGUAUACGGUGAUUUAGCUCUAGUAAUAAGUCAGGUGAAGGGUGAUUCGGAGACUCGAGAUAGCAAGUUGAUACCGUACAAGGAGUAUAUCAGAAAACUGGUAGCCUACUUUGAUGAAAUCUCUUUUCAUCAUACUCCUAGGGAAGAAAAUCAGUUAGCAGAUGCUCUAGCCACAUUGGCAUCUAUGUUCAAAGUCAAAUGGAAGAAUGAAGUGCCAGCCAUCCAUAUUGACCACUUAGAUGAACCAUCGCGUUGUCUAGCAAUCGAAGCCGAUCCUGAUGAUAAGCCUUGGUUCUACGACAUAAAGACAUUCCUAGAAAAACAGCAAUAUCCCGAGGGUAUAUCCAUUAUCGAUAAGAAGGCUCUGAGAAGACUCUCUCCCAAAUUCUUCCUAAAUGGUGAUGUGUUAUACAAGCGAAAUUAUGAUUCCGUACUGCUCAGAUGCGUGGAUAGACAUGAAGCUAGUACGAUCGUAAAAUCCAUACAUGAAGGCUGCGAGGGUGUACAUGCAAAAGGUCCUGCUAUGGCCAAGAAGAUCCUUCGGGUUGGAUAUUACUGGACAACAAUGGAGGUUGACUGUUACAACUUUGUUAGAAGAUGUCACAAAUGUCAGAUAUAUGGUGAUAAGAUCUUUGUGCCACCGACUCCGUUGAAUGUUUUGACUUAUCCAUGGCCUUUUUCUAUGUGGGGUAUUGAUAUGAUUGGGAUGAUAGAGGCUAAAGCUUCCAACGGUCAUCGAUUCAUCCUAGUCUCCAUCGACUACUUCACGAAAUAG